This is a messenger RNA of Tetrahymena thermophila SB210, 993 nucleotides long. Its product is annotated as short chain dehydrogenase reductase family protein, putative. Lineage: Eukaryota; Ciliophora; Oligohymenophorea; Hymenostomatida; Tetrahymenidae. The record is from RefSeq and is a predicted model, not a curated record. The transcript has 2 exons.
AUGCAAAUGUAAAACUAGGCAAGAUUUGCAAAAAUCUUAUUAGGGGUUGGCGCCUCUUUGUAUUUAACAAAAAGUUACUUUAAUGGAGGUAAAUGCACAGUUCAUAGAGAUUUGUAAGGUCAAACUGUGUUGAUUACAGGAGGUAACAGGGGAAUAGGAAAAGAAACAGCUUUGGAUUUAGCAAAAAGAGGAGCAAGAGUUGUCAUCGCAAGCAGAAGCUAUGAUACUCUAGAUGUAGUAAAAGAAAUAGUUAAAAAAUCGGGAAAUUCAAAAGUUGAAUUUGUUUAAUUAGAUUUAAAUGACUUGUAAAGUAUCCGCAACUUUGCAGAAAAAUUUAAUUGUGAAAACCACAGAUUAGAUAUUUUAAUUAAUAAUGCAGGAGUAUACAAUACAAGAUUUUCAAAAACAAAAGAAGGAUUUGAGUCUAACUUUGGCAUUAAUCAUUUGGGUCAUUUCUUAUUAACAAAUCUUCUACUCUAAAAAAUAGUUAAUACUCCUUAAUCUAGGAUAGUUAUAGUUUCUUCUCGUGCUCACACUCGUUCAAAAACUAUAGAUUUUGACUCUUUAAAUCAGCCUACUAAUAGUUUAAUUUAAGAAUUAGAGCUUUAUCCUUAGUCCAAAUUAGCUAAUUGCUUAUUUGCAACUGAAUUAGUAGAUAAACUAAAGGGCACUGAUACUAAGGUAGUUAGCUUGCAUCCUGGAGUGAUUAAAUCAGGAAUAUACUAACAUAAUUUUAGCUAACUUCCUUUUGGCAGAUUAAUAGGUUUGUUGCUUUACCCCAUUUCUUUACUAUGCUUUAAGAGUGAAUAUUAUGGUGCUUAAACUACUUUGACAUGCUGCUAUGAAGACUUUAAUAAAUUAGUUAAUGGAGGUUAUUACAAAGAUAAUUAACUCUAUAAAUAAUCCCCAGUAUCAUAAGAUAAAGAGUUGGCUAAUAAGUUAUGGGACUAUUCUCUUAAAGCAGUCAAGUUGGAGAAUUUUAAAUUAUAUUGA